Diutina rugosa is the source of this 678-nucleotide messenger RNA. RefSeq names its product 21S rRNA (uridine2791-2'-O) methyltransferase. The transcript has a single exon. NCBI's taxonomy places the organism in Eukaryota, Fungi, Ascomycota, Pichiomycetes, Serinales, Debaryomycetaceae. Gene Ontology annotation, cellular component: mitochondrion. The record is from RefSeq and is a predicted model, not a curated record. Gene Ontology annotation, molecular function: rRNA (uridine-2'-O-ribose)-methyltransferase activity. Gene Ontology annotation, biological process: RNA methylation. Bases 1 to 678 code for a protein of 225 amino acids.
AUGAGAUCAUGGCUCCGGUUCAAGUCUAAUUCUUCAGGGAGAUGGCUUCAACGACAGGUUAACGAUGUCCACUCAAAACAGGCCAAACACGAGAAUUACCGCCUGCGAGCGGCGUAUAAGCUCCACGAGCUAGAUGAUAAGUUCCGCUUAUUUACUGGCAAUACUCAUGGUGUGGUUGAUUUGGGUUUUGCUCCAGGUGCUUGGACACAAGUGGCGUUGGAGCGGCUAAAGAAGAAGCGGGCUACCUCGGCUUCAGUGUUGGGAGUGGACCUUAUCACCUGUCAGCCGCCCCAGGGAGCUCAUUUUAUUACGGGAGAUAUCCUUAGUCGAACCACUCAUCAACAGAUUAUGGAUUUCUUUGGUGAUAAGCGAGUUGACGUGGUCAUGAGCGAUAUGAUGGCCAAUACUCUGGGGAUUAAAGAUAACGAUCAUUACGCCAGUAUGGACUUGUGUCACGGAGCAAUGCUUUUGCUGCUAGCAGUAUUAGCUCCUGGAGGCUCUAUGGUGAUGAAAUACUAUACGGGAAAGGAAGAACAGGAUCUUGUGGCUAAAAUGCAGGCGAUGUUUGCCAAAGUGUACCGGUUUAAACCACAAGCGUGUCGUAAUGAAAGUCGGGAAUCGUAUAUUAUUGGCCAACGAAGAAAGCAGGGGGUCGCCGUGGACGAUGUCUUCAACUAA